Molecule: messenger RNA, 1152 nt
Organism: Danaus chrysippus (African queen)
Lineage: Eukaryota; Metazoa; Arthropoda; Insecta; Lepidoptera; Nymphalidae
Source: the annotation of a GenBank genome assembly
AUGAUUGAGCUCUCAGCCAAACUCACCACCGGCAGUGUAUAUUUAGCUGGAGAGGCUUUAGAAUGUCGUAUAUCUUUUUGUCACACAACUCAACCUGAACAUAGAAAAUCACAAAGCCAUAGUGAUAUCCUGGAAAAUUUGGCAUGGGCCUCCGCUCAGAUACAUUGUUUCUUUUCAACAUCAAAAAAUACCACCGACAAAAAUGUUGUUGCAGAAAAAACAACUGCUCUCGAAGUAACCUCAUGUGACAUAGGAGAUGUGGUAUUUCAUACUAAGCCCAAGAUUUUGUUUUGUGACUUAACUAUACCACUUGGAGAAACAAAGACUUUUUUGUAUCGAGAAACCCUGCCAUUAGAAGCACCUCCAUCAUAUAGAGGCACAGCAGUUAAAUACUCCUAUAAGAUCACAAUAGCAACACAGAAAGUCGGAUCCCAUAUCAAAAUGGUCCGACUACCAUUUAGAGUUUUACCUAUCAGUCCUAUUAUGAACUUGCAAGACCUCCCUGCUUUAUGUGAAACUACCGACAUACUUCAACCGACUAGUCCAUUUUCAGAAGGUAGGAAAGUUGAAACUCAUCUGACUAUGGCAUUACAAAUUUUGCAGAAUUUAACAGCCCGAAGAAGUCCAAACUCAUACAUGAUAACCAACGGCAAGGGGAAAGUAGGUCGUUUCUGUUUAUUCAAAUCUGCAUACAGAUUAGGUGAAGAUAUUGUUGGUACAUUUGAUUUCUCUGUAGGAACUAUAACUUGCAUGCAGGUGUCAGUGUCACUACAACCUGAAGAAGUGCUGAAAUCUAAGACGCCUUUAAAGAAUGUCAACAAAGAAACCAGUAGUAGAUCAAUGACAGUUGCAAGGUAUCAUGAGGUCACUCUGGGACUUACACACUCACAGCUUAUCUUACCCAUACCACUACAUAUAACUCCAGCCUUCGAAAUUGAUGAGGUAUCUUUGAAUUGGCGCCUACAUUUUGAAUUUGUGCUAAGCCAAGACAAGCUAUUGCCCAAUCCCGAGGACAAAGAUUGGAAUGCACCACUCAAUGUGCCAAUAGAAACUAUGGUCUGGAAUCUUCCAGUUAAAAUUUACACGACACUUCCCAAACAAAUAGCCCAACAAUUCCAUGGAAAUGACAACUAUACUAUGUUUAUAAAAUAA